Molecule: messenger RNA, 2033 nt
Organism: Mytilus trossulus (common blue mussel)
Lineage: Eukaryota; Metazoa; Mollusca; Bivalvia; Mytilida; Mytilidae
Exons: 4
Coding region: 89-1453 (454 amino acids)
Source: RefSeq, a predicted model, not a curated record
UGUGGAGAAAUUAAUUUUAUCCUGGUUUGAGUUGUCUUCCUGCUUUGCGACCUACACUUCCCUAUAUUGUAAACCAUACGGGUGCGUGAUGAGGCUGUAUCUUGUCGUGAUACUUGGUCAAUAUGCAGGUAUACUGACAAACGCAUUUACAACAAUGAACACAAUGAUUUCUACCGAAACAUCAUUGACUUCUACCGCAACAUCAUUGACUUCUACCGAAACGUCAUUGACUUCUACCGAAACAUCAUUGACUUCGACCGAAACAUCCUUGACUUCUACCGCAACAUCAUUGACUUCUACCGAAACGUCAUUGACUUCUACCGAAACAUCAUUGACUUCGACCGAAACAUCCUUGACUUCUACCGCAACAUCAUUGACUUCUACCGAAACAUCAAUGACACCUUAUACGACCACAGCAUCUACAGAUCCAUCAACAGUAUCAGCAAGUACUUCAACUCCAUUUAGCACCACUUUAACGACCACUACAUCUACUGAUCGAUCAACGGCAUCGGCCAUUAGAACGACUACAUAUUCGACAUUUAUCACAUCAGAAGCCGCAACUUAUACGACCACAACAUCUACGGAUCAAUCAACGGCGUCAGCAAUUACAACUACCCCCCAUUCAACAUUUAGUACCACGGAUUUUACAACCACUACAUCUACUGAGCCAUCAACGGCGUCAGCAAUUACAACUACCCCACAUUCGACAUUUAGCAGCACGGAUGGUACAACCUAUACUUCCACUACAUCUACUGAGCCAUCAACGUCGUCAGCAAUUACGACGACUCCACACUCAACAUUUAGUACCGCAGCUGUAACAACUUAUACGACUACUACACCUACUGAGCCAUCAACGGCGUUAUCAAUUACAACAAUGUUAGCAGAAACAACAACGUUAGCAGAAACAACAACGUUAGCAGAAACAACAACGGAAACGAAUACAACAGACAAUCCCACUGUAACACACAGAAUGGACACAUCAAAUGAUGUGUUAAUAGCUGUGGUUGUUGCUGUGUUACUUAUAGUGCUGCUGAUUGCAGCGAUUGGUGGUUUUCUACUAUUUAGAUAUAGGAAAAAAAGAGCCGAAAGAAAAAAGAAAUUUUCUCCUGUUGAUUUGUAUAUAAACACGGCGUAUGUCGAAGAUCAAGAUGAGUUUAAUUAUGAAAAAUUUGUGAACGAUGCAAUAGGUGAUCAUGACAAUUACGAUGACUUAAAUCUCAGAACGAGUCCAUCUGGAAGUGCAGCUACUGAAAUUGAACAGUUGGAUUUUAAUCCGAGAGGAUCGAAUGUUUACGAUAAUUUAAAAAAAGACACAGAGUCAAAUCCAUAUGCUAAUACGGACAGAGUUCAACAGGACACUAAUCUUUAUGCUAAUAGUGACGUUGCAAGAGAUAGAAAUAAUCCAAGCUCUAAAUAUCCAAUGAUGUCAUCGUUUAAAGAUGAUUCUGUGUAGAUAACAUAUUUAUGCGUUGUGGAAUUUAAUGUCUAAAAAUAUUGGUAUUGUGUUAAAACUGAAUCCGUCGAAAUGUAUUUAUAUCGUCUUCAUUCUGUAGUGAGUGUCAUGCACUAGUAUUUCAUUAUUGAAAGAACGAAAGAAGACGUAAUACUUAUUUCAGCUGAAAUGUAUGUGACAACCCCCUUCUAUAUUUUCAGUUGUUUCAAAGUAUGUGCUUUUGUGAUUCAAAAACCAUUAUAUAUAGUAUUUAUUUUACAAAUUGAUUUACUCAACAUUGACUUCAUGAUUACACAAGUUUAGACAUAAGAAAAAGCUUGAACCGCUUAAAAAAUAUAUAUAAGCAAGGUGCAUAUAUAGCAACACAUUAUGCAAACAUUCGACACUUUUUAUCAUCUCAUAAUAAUAAAUGUUUGCGUUGCAAUGAAAUAAUAUGAAUAAAGAAGAAAAGUAAGCAACAUAUGAAUGCUAACUACAAUAAAUUGGAGGCAGUAAAUUAAACCUGUUCGAAAUAUUUUUCAUCCAAUUCAGAGAAAUAUGAUCAAAUGGGAGGAUAGCGACUAAGGGAAACUUUCCUCCU